GCCCCCAGCUGUGCAUGUCCCCCGCAGGAGGGCCGCUGCCUGUUCGUCAUCCUGCUCAUGGCCGUCUACUGGUGCACCGAGGCCCUGCCCCUGUCAGUGACAGCGCUGCUGCCCAUCGUCCUCUUCCCCUUCCUGGGCAUCCUGCCCUCCAGCAAGGUCUGCCCCCAGUACUUCCUCGACACCAACUUCCUCUUCCUCAGCGGUCUCAUCAUGGCCACUGCCAUCGAGGAGUGGAACCUACACCGGAGGAUCGCCCUCAAGGUCCUGAUGCUCGUGGGAGUCCAGCCGGCCAGGCUCAUUCUGGGGAUGAUGGUGACCACCUCCUUCCUGUCCAUGUGGCUCAGCAACACCGCCUCCACCGCCAUGAUGCUGCCCAUUGCCAACGCCAUCCUGAAGAGUCUCUUUGGCCAGAAGGAGGCUCAGAAGGAGCUCAGUUGGGAAGGUGAUGAGAACACAGCUGCCGUGCGGAGGAGCGGCCUGCCCGCAGUGCCCACGGAGAUGCGCUUUCUGGCCAGCACCGAAGAAGGCCACCCUGACGAGGUGGAGGCCCCGCUGGAUCUGCCGGCUGACUCCAAGAAGGAGGAGGAAUAUCGCAGGAACAUCUGGAAGGGCUUCCUCAUCUCCAUCCCCUACUCGGCCAGCAUCGGGGGCACCGCCACCCUCACGGGCACAGCCCCCAACCUCAUCCUGCUGGGCCAGCUCAAGAGGCCCAGCUCCCACCUGAGUGGGUCUGAUCCCGACGAGCUGCUUUGUUCCGUUGAUCUGUCUGUGUCCACGGGUCCGUUGAACAUCAGCCUGGGCCUCAUGUUUUCAGACCGUCAGCCAGACUCUGGGGCCACAGCUGGCUCGGCCAGGCAGGCAGGGGAUGGCAAAAGUGGGACUCAGCGCGCGGCUGCCCCUCCCCACUCUCUCUGUUUCAGGGGCUGGAGAAAAAGGAAAUCCAAGCUGAGAGUGGACGCAGAGGAGAAGGCGCGAGCUGUGAUUCGGGAAGAAUUCCAGAACCUGGGUCCCAUCAAGUUCGCGGAACAGGCCGUUUUCAUCCUGUUCUGCACGUUCGCCAUCCUCCUCUUCUCCCGGGACCCGAAGUUCAUCCCUGGCUGGGCCAGCCUCUUCCCCGCCGGCCCUCAGAACGUGGACAGUGCCUUAGAGAGUGGUCUGAUGGUCAGUGUCCAGGGCGAGAAGACGCCAGCCAGGCGGAGCUUGAGCCAGAAGUGGAGCCCACCUGGCCAGAAGCGGGCUAACAGGAAACAGUGGCAGGGCGUGGUUGGGCAGGACAAUCGUAAAAAGGGCAAAGUUCCUGCCAGUGGUGCCUACCAGCCUGGGACCCCUGAGUGUCCCCACGAAGAAGGGGCUGCAGGGCUGGCGGCCCCCUCCUCAGGCCCAGGCCCCUGCGCAUUGCUGGGUCCCUCUCUCUGCCCAGCUCCCAACACGGACACGGAGCCCCUGCUGACCUGGAGGAAGGCCCAGGAGACGGUGCCCUGGAACGUCAUCCUCCUGCUGGGCGGGGGCUUCGCCAUGGCCAAGGGCUGCGAGGAGUCGGGGCUGUCGGCGUGGAUCGGGGGGCAGCUGCACCCGCUGCAGAACGUGCCCCCGGUGCUGGCCGUGCUGCUCGUCACCGUGGUCAUCGCCUUCUUCACCGAGUUCGCCAGCAACACGGCCACCAUCGUCAUCUUCCUGCCCAUCCUGGCGGAGCUGGCCAUCCGCCUGAGAGUGAACCCGCUGUACCUGAUGAUCCCGGGCACGGUCGGCUGCUCCUACGCCUUCAUGCUCCCCGUCUCCACGCCCCCCAACUCAAUCGCCUUCGCCUCCGGACACCUGCUGGUCAAAGACAUGGUCCGGACAGGUCUCCUGAUGAACGUGAUGGGCGUCCUGCUGCUCAGCGUGGCCAUGAACACCUGGGCCCAGAGCAUCUUCCAGCUGGGCACCUUCCCGGACUGGGCCCACAGCCACUCAGCCAACAUCACAGAACCACUCACCUUGACCAACGACACCUUUCGGACCCUCUGAGCCUUCCUGGGGGUUUCCCUGUGGGCUGGGCCCUCCCAGAGGACUGUCACUAUCACUUGCUGCUAGGACCCUGCAGGAUGAUCCAGCAGUUCUUUGUUGUCAUCCAGUAUGCAGCAGAGCAAGGAUAACCUCCAGUGGUCCACUGGGGCCCACAGGUUCCUCUCUCAUGCGGUUCAAGGCCCCAGACCUCCCAGGUCUGCGCCUGAGGGCAAGCUCUGGGAGCGUUCUGAGGCGGGAUAGAGAGCCCACUUUAGCCACCUAACAGAUCUAGAAUGGGGUUUGUCCUGUACGUGGGGCGAGAGGCCCCCAUGCCCUGGAGCAGCCUCCUCCCCAGUGGGCUGCUGGGGCCUCUCUGGGAGACCAUCUCAUCUCCAAGGUUCCCAGAGAGGCUUGGGGCUGCGCAGUUCUGGGCCCGAUGCUUCCUGCCUGGGGUUCUGCCCGCUGGGGCCUGGUCUGGGACCGCUGUGUGGCUGCCACCCUGUGACACCCUCCAGUCCCUGGAGACGGGAGGAAGGGAGGGCCUGGGCAGGGUCCCUUGCUGUUUCCCCCAGCACAGCCGGGUCUCGGGAGCCCAGCGCCACGCUCCCGGGAGCUCCGCUUCUCCUCCUGGAAUCCUUCAGCUUGGCCCUAAUCUGGGGUCAGGCCAAGCAGCGGCCCUGCCCUCUCACAGGUGACCAUGGCCGGCCAAGACCCUCCUGCAGGUGGCCCCGCGGGCCUCUGUGGCAGGGGGUCAUCCCCCAUUUCUUGUCCCAGGAACUGGUUGUCAUCUCCCCGCCCUCCCGCCCCUGCCCCUCCCGGGUGGGGAGUGUGUUCAUUCAGCAAAGAUCGCAUCUGGGUGGGGGAGAAAGUCUAAGGAACAAUCAGGGCCUGGGGGUGGCCUGGGGGCGGUCUCAGGCAGGCACCUGGGGACCUUCCUGAGCAGGUGGCGGGGCUGGGCAGGCUUCCCCAGAGGCAGCCGCUGAGACACUGAGGGAGGGCAAGGAGGGCGGUGCAUCGGCAGCCGCAGAGGCUGCCACCUCCUGCUUCCCCUUCCUGCUCCCUGAGCGGGGCUCCCUGCAGCACCGGGACACAGGGCUCCUGUCUACAGCUCAGUGAGUCAGAGGUGUUUCCCCAGGGGCAGGGCGGAGGCCCCUCGGAGCUGCAGACUGGGUUCCACUUCCUUCCUGGGAGCAGUCAGUGUGAACUACAGCUUCAGCCCACUAGGGUUGGGUGGCCCUGAUCCCUAACAUGGGACAGUGAGAGGCUCAUGCACAGAGAAACCCAUGGACUUGUCACCAGAGGAAUCAUGACUCAAAUACUUAUGAUCAAAAAUGCUACAAAAUAAAGAAUGUUAAUCAACACUG
Molecule: messenger RNA, 3350 nt
Organism: Ictidomys tridecemlineatus (thirteen-lined ground squirrel)
Lineage: Eukaryota; Metazoa; Chordata; Mammalia; Rodentia; Sciuridae
Source: RefSeq, a predicted model, not a curated record